AUGGUCGAUGCUAGGCGUACAUCGGGUCUUUUCAUUUCCUUACAACGCAAUGUGCGCGCGCAGUGCGCGUCUGCAUAUGUAAACUUCAGAAAGAUUAAGCACCCUGGACGACUCAGCAUCUGGCUCUUGGGAGCGGGCAAGUCGAGAGAGCUAUUCCAUGGCCUCCUGCCCCGCCUCGCCCCCGAAGCCUCCGUCUGUCUGAUCGCUCCGAACAUCGCACUGGCGCGGAAGUACCACGAAGAGACCAAGAGGAAGGGCCUGGACUACGUCUGCUACCUCGACGAGCCUGGGGGGAAGAUCAGCGCACGGCGGGUGGUGGUCUGUGUCAACUCCUUACCGAGAGUGCUGCCGCGCUUCGACAUGGUGGUCAUGGACGAGGUCAACUUCACGCUGACCAACAUGGCGUCCACAGUUAUGAAAGACAAGAAGCAGGCCCUGCGGCACACAAGCCGCUUCUACACCAUCCGGAACCGUGGCGUCUGGCCCUCGUCGCGAAAGGCCUUCAUAUUGCCGAUGCCCGGGCCGUUGGUGGGAAGAGGGCAGCCAAAAGCCACAUACUCUCUCGUGGUCGAUGGUAUCGUGGACCUCGUCGCAAGCGGGAAGACGGUCAUGAUACCCGCCACGAGUAAGACGUUCGUGGAGCUCCUGGAGGUGGAGUUCAAGGCCCGACUCCCGGGGAAGAAUCUCAUCGCCUUCCACGGAGCUAAGAGAGAGGGGGCCGACAAGAGACUGCUGCAGCAUGCGAUUUCCAACCCGAACGAUGCGCUUAUCGCCGAUUGCCUCGCAUUCACGCCCACCAUAGGCCCCGGUGUUUCUAUCGAGAAGAAGGGGAGCUACGAUUUGGUAAUCGGGGUGGCGGUCAACUCCGACAACCACCCCGACGCCCAGGUGCUGAUGCAGCAGAUUCAGAGAGCUCGCGAUGCCGGCGACAUCCGGAUUUACUACGGCGAGAUCCAGAGCCGUCGGAAGGUCGCCUACCCUACCACCAAGGAAGAGGUGUUCCAGAUGCUAGAGAACAGCGAUCUGCAGCUCGCAGACUUGAUGCAAGGGGUCUCCGUGGACCAUCUGGACAUGCUGCGGGCUGCCCCCGGAGAGCGUGCUAUCUAUGACAGGAGCUCUGCAACGUGCAAUCUGUACGCCAACAACCUGCUGGGCCGUCUACAGAGCCGGCAGUACUACAUUCAUCUCUUGACAGAAGACCUUCGGCGACAGGGGGUGACUGUGGUCAACCAGUUGAACGUUCGAACAUGGGGAGGGGAUGCAGAAGUUGAGCUGGUGGCGAAAGAGGAGCUCGUCGACGAAACGAUCGAGCAGUGGCGCGAGAGACACCUCGUCUCGUGGGAGCAAUUUGAGCGGAUAAGGGGAAUGAUGAGCUCUCCGUCCGGGGGCGUAAGCAGACAGGACGUCCUGAGGUAUGAGAUAUUCGAUGCAGCCGUUUUCUGCUACGGGAUUCAGUAUGAAAAGGUCGACCCCGAGUUCGUGGCUGAGUUCGUCCAGGGAAAGCACGCGAAGGACCUCAUGACGAAAUUCAAGAGCUACGAGAGGUUCGUGACUUCAACGUAUGCCUCUACCAUCGGGACCCUCAGCGCGGCUAUCGAGGAGGGGGAGCAGAAGCGGAACAUCCAAGAGUACCUUGAAGUCAGGGAUAGGUCGGCAAACGGGAUCACGUAUGCCUGGUGCGUGUUGGCAGCCUUAGUGGGUAUACCUGCUGAGAAGGUUGAGAACACGGUGUUCGGGAGCUACAAGAUUGUGGAUGGACGGUUGGGGGAGGAGAUGCUGUCCGCGGUCUUUGACAUGGACGACUUUAACAUGUCUGCUUCGCUCGAAACCCUCGAGAGGUUAUUCAAGCCGCGGACGUCGUUCGCUGGGAAGGAACUGACGAUCACACGGAGGAGGAACGUGAUCAAGAUGGUCUUGGAGGGAGGCUUAGGUCUGACGAUACGGUUGGCACACUUUUCAAACGGGUGUCGUCGGGGAUUUCACCGGAUAGUCCCCAUACAGAAGUGGAGGGCCCUGGAUGAACGGUACGGAGGGCUGAAGGACAAACUGGUCGAGAAAAAGAGCAAGCCUUGUCUCGUGGAAAUCGAUGAGUAG
Klebsormidium nitens is the source of this 2094-nucleotide messenger RNA. NCBI's taxonomy places the organism in Eukaryota, Viridiplantae, Streptophyta, Klebsormidiophyceae, Klebsormidiales, Klebsormidiaceae. The record is from the annotation of a GenBank genome assembly.